Messenger RNA from Anarrhichthys ocellatus (wolf-eel), 521 nucleotides. Its product is annotated as laminin subunit beta-1-like. The transcript has 3 exons. The annotation marks the transcript as partial. Lineage: Eukaryota; Metazoa; Chordata; Actinopteri; Perciformes; Anarhichadidae. The record is from RefSeq and is a predicted model, not a curated record.
GGGGUCACAGUGGUCCCAAGACCCCACCCUCUGGAUCGCAGUCCCACCUGGACCGGUAUCGGCCUCGUCAAUGUCCCAGAGGGGGCCUUCCUGGAGUUCUCUGUGGACAACAUCCCCCACUCCAUGGAGUACGACAUCCUGAUCCGCUAUGAGCCUCAGCUGCCUGACCAAUGGGAGGAGGUUCUGAUGACGGUGAUGAGACCUGGACCAAUCAGAGCAGACAGUCGCUGUGUCAACACGGUGCCAGAUGACAACCACCAAAUGAUCUCACUUCAUCCCGGCUCACGGUAUGUGGCUCUUCCCAGACCAGUUUGUUUCGAGUCUGGUCUGAACUACACAGUCCGCCUCAGUCUGCCUCUGUACUCGGCCCUCAGUGACGUCCAGUCUCCGUAUACGCUCAUUGACUCGGUGAGGAAACGUGUGUGUGUGUGUGUGUGUGUGUGUGUGUGUGUGUGUGUGUGUGUGACAGACACACACAGGACGGACCGACGGCGACGGAGUGAAGGGGGUUUCCGGACCAG